GCGGAGGCGGCGCGGGGCGCGGCCGGCAUGGGGCGAGCGGCGCUGGCCGGGCGCCGGCGCUGAGGCGGCGCCGAGACCAUGGGCUGCGGCGGGAGCCGCGCCGAUGCCAUCGAGCCGCGCUACUACGAGAGUUGGACGCGGGAGACCGAGUCCACCUGGCUGACCAACACCGACUCGGACGGGCCGGCGCAGGAGGGCGGCGCCGCCGAGCCCGGCGCGGGUAUUCUGGAGGAAGGAAAAUCAACUCAGACCUGUGUAACCAUGUCCUCGAGUGCAUGUGGAAUGCUAAACACCGAGAAGAAAGCUAGCUGUGGUACUCAGUGUUCAAAAUCUACACUUCAUGCUACUGGAACUAUGACACAGAAACAACAUGGCUUCAGAACAGCAGAGGCUAAAUGGGACACAAAGAAAAUGCCCACAAAAGAAGUUGCCAUUAAUGUUACAAAAAGCAUCAGACAAAUUAACAGCGACAGAAGGACGACAAAAAAUUGUGUCAAUUAACAGAGCAAAACAAAAGUGAGGAUGGACCUGACAAUACUUUGUUGCACUUUAAGUGUGAUUGAUCAUUUAUAAGAUUUGAAGAUCUCAAGAUGUUCUGUGCUGAAUGCAAUGGGCAGCUGCUGCUGAGUGCCUUGAGAAGUGUCUUACCUAGUAGUAAACAGCUGCAGACAUUGUAGGAUGUUUGGAUGCGUAAUUUUAAGUGGCAGAGACAGUUUGCAUACAGCAAAAAUUGUGCCAUUUUUUCCUUUCCUAGUCCUGUGUUCUCUGCAUGUAGGUUUCCUGUCCUGCAUUGCUUUAGGGAGGGAUUAGACAAGUAGAGCUGCAGUUCACUCACUUUAAAACAUAAAAGAGUAAUUAAUCAGUGUUAUUAAUAAGUAGCCUGAAAUGUUACCUUUGGUUCUGCAAAGUUCAUUUAAGGAUCAGGCUUUCAUAAAUAGUCAAUCCUGGAUACUCAGAAGUAGAGAGAUAGAGCCAGAUAACAUUAUACUGGCUUUUAAACAAUAUAUAUGAUCCUUGAGUCACAUUGUCUUCUGGUUAAAUUACUUUCUUUUGCUCCACUGUCUACAUCAGAAGAGUUUAGGUGUUGAAAGCAAUAAACUUAUGCUGUUAGCAGUCUAAUGAACUUGAAGUCCCUGGUUUUAGCUCACAGUUUUCUGGUUAUAUUCUAGAUUGGAUCUUUUCCACUUCAGUAACUCCAAGCCCAGAGCUAUGUUACUAGAUUCUGUAAAACACCUAUUACUUUAUAAAUAAUCAUACUUCCCAAAAUAAUUUCUUAAUGAUGACAACUGCAAGAAAAUUAUCUAUAUUUGAUAAUUAAACAUAGCUGAUCUGAUAGUGUGUUCUGGCUUUUUCAGUAUGUGGGAAAUGGAUAGAGCAUACAUUUUGACUGCAUUGUUAUGGAUCCCACAUGACUGCAUUAUACAUUUAUCACAAGUGUAUUAACAAAAAGGCAGUGUAUAUGGUCCCAUACAGUAAUUAACACAAGACCCUGUUAAGAAUGAAGUAAUAAAUUAGCUAUAAACUUACUGUAGAUUGAACUUGGACUUCUAUAGAAAUAACACGAGUAAAAUCAUCCACUACACAUAUGAGCAUCCUUAAUUAUAAUUUACAAUACCUGUUCAACAACUUUUGAUAUUUAUAACUGAUAACAGAUGACAGGAGAUCCUCUCGGUAAUGCCUUCAGCUUGAUAAUGGUUAAGGCAAGAAAAAUCAAUUAAAGUAUGAAUUGCAGGAAGUACUUCUCCUUUAUGCCUUGGCAAACAUCUGUAAAUAAAAUCCUGGAAAUGCAACCAAAUUUAUUCCAAAGAAGAAUCAUUUUAAGAAGUUGACAUUAUGUUUACAAGCAUCUACUACUUUACUUGAAAUAUAAGUCUAUGCCAUGUAAAAUGUUUAUAGAUAAGUAAUUAUUUUCCAUUAUUCAUACACAAAAACAAUGUGAAGUCCAGAACAAAUUAUUAUGCAUACAAUAGCACAUGCCUUUUAAUAGGUGAAGUAGAUCUGCCAAUUUUAGCCCUUCUCUUAAAGUUAAUUUUUAUCUGGUGGGUAGUCCUGUGUUGUGCUAUUUUAUACAAGAACAAAAUGGCAUUGGAAAUAAGGUUGUGUAGGUGAAAACAACUGCUAUCUGCAUUUAUCCCACCAGCUUAUGAUUACUUUUCAACUUGCCAAACUGCUGAAGAACAGCAAGAGACCUGGCCCCAUCUCUGAAAGUAAGGAAUGCCUGUAGCACAGGGGUGGGCAAUUAUUUGGGCCCAAGGGGCACUUAAGAAGUUUUGAUGAGCUCUUGCAGGCCAGGUCAGCUACAACCCCCACCAUCCAACUGCGCUGUGUAAGCACCUCCCUCUUCCCCCCAGCAACAGCUCACCAAAACUCUCUAAGUGGCUCUGCUCCAUGCUCAGCUGGGCAGCUGGAAUGGGGCUGCAGGCGAGCAGGGAGUGGCAACCUGGAGAAGGAUAGGUGACCAGGGCUGGGUUCAUGAGGCUGUGCCAGCACAAGGCCAGAGCCCAGGGCAGAGCCAUGAUCCUGCUCCAUGUAGACUGGCUGGAACCGAUGCAGGCAGGGCAUACUUGGCUGCGUGAACAGAAUGGGCCACAUGUAGAUGGAGAGGUUCAUCUGGGAGUGGGAUGGACACAGCUGGGGUUGGGAUCUUGGGGCAGUGACAGUGUGGGGCCGGGACCUGGGGCAGCUCUGCAAUCCCCACACAUGCCCCUGCCUAUAGAUCCAGCACCCAUUGCAGGGAAGUGCAAGGAAUGGAUUGUGGCUCUGGCCCAGGCACUAGCCCCAUGCUGUCACUGCCCUGUGAUCCCAGCCCCACCUCCCCUUCUUGUUCCGAGGUGCCACUCCCUGCCCACCCACAAUCCCAUCCCAUCCACCUGGCCACACACCCUGCCUGCGUGGUAGGUGCUGGGCAAAUGGUCCAGGGUGCCUGGGCAGUGGGACUUGGUCUGACAGCAGCAGCAGCCAGAAGUAGCUGCCACCGCUGCUGCUGAGGCUGCCAGAAGUGGAAUCCAGCCUCCACACCACCCUAGCGCUGCUGCACGUCUUUGGGCAGUGGGACUGGCCCCAUCUGCUGCAGCCUGGGCUGCCCUCUGCAUCUGUGCCAGGCAGGACUGGUGGACCCGCCAGGGGCUGGACAAAAUCCCUUGGUGGGCCAGAUCCAGACUAUGGGCCAUAUUUUGUGCACCCCUACUGUAGCAGCUCAGUUAUUUUUCUUUAGAAAUGGAUGGUCAUUGUUGUCUGUGGCAACAGACAAACCUGACUGAAUACACAAGCUCAUAAAGUGUAUGAGCUAUUGUACAAAUGAAAGCAAUGUCAAACUAAUCACAGAACCCUGCCCAGAGGUUACUGGCAGAGACAGGAUUGUAUAAACCAGUACAAAACAGAAAAGCUACAGAAGGCAAUCAGCGUGAUGCAUAUAUAUCAGCUAGUACAUGUCAGGGAAUGAAUGCAUCUAAAGGGAUUUUUAAAGGAGGAGAAAGCAGGUUCCUAAUGUUAGUGGAGAAGCUAUUUCAUAGAUAGGCCUUGUGAAGGAAACAGUUGAGGUUAACAAACAGAUAGAGUGAACCAACAAUGUUCAGGCAGGGAGAUAGUUUGCAAACUAUGAAUUUCAGUAGAACAGCUGUUUUUUUUUAAACUGCUUGUAUAGUGUGUGUAUUAUUAUUCAAUAAUACUAACUUAUGUUCAUUGAAAAUCUACAUUAAAUAACUGGAGAUACUUGAAUGUGAUAAAACUGCUGAGGUUCAAAUAUGGUACCUACUAAUGAUUAAAUCCCAGAAAAAAAACAGAAAAUUGAGACAUGGGAAAGAAAGGCUGCAAUCUUGGUGUUAUGUGAUAUUUCCAUCACGAUUGUUAUUUGUUUUUCUAGUCUCCUGUACAAGUGUUGGGAUAGUUUUAUAUGCAAACCAUUCCAUAAGUAUUUUUGUUUAGAGCUAGAGCCAAACCAAAACUUUUAGUCCAAAUGUGCAUCAUCUUUAUUGUGAUAAAACCUAUAUUCAAAUUGUCUUGAGCUUGUCUCUCUAAGUUACAACUGACAAAGGGCUAUGGAAAAAAACCCUAUUCCUUUAGAAGGGCAGGCUACUGCCUGCAUCAUAUAUUGUAAUGAUUACUUAGAAAGAUGUCUAUUGUCAUAGCUCAAAGAAUUCUCAAAAGUCUUCAUUCCUGUCAGUCCACGCUUGUCAUUCUGAAGGUGUAUUAUAGAUCACAGCCCAUAACUACCCAUUUAUUUCCUGAUAUUUGGAGAUGCAAAGAACGGUGUGAGAUUUUUUUGAUGUCUUUGGUUUAUUUUAUGUCUAACUAAUCUAACUCAGUUUAUGUUGAUGGCUGGACAAUGGAGAAGGGAAAAGAGAGCAGUCAGACUUCUACUAGACAUGCUGUUCCUACUAGGGGUGUUUACAGUUUUGGCUGGAGAGAUUUGUCUCUGCUGUGAACUGCUGUUUUGAUCCACCCACCAAUAUUCUAAUGAACAAAAACAGGUCUAGGGGAUUUUCCCUUUGCCUGUUUCACUGCUUCUCCUUACUGAGGUAGGAAUCCUUGCUUAGUCAGAGCUGUGACAGUAACAGUGGCCAAACUCAACUUUAUUCUGUCACAUGAAAAUGUUAGUAGACAAACCACUGUUCUUCACUACUUAGAACAGUGGUUCUCAGUCUCUUAGACUCAAAGCACACCUUGGAAAAUGCUGGAUCUGAGUUUUCAGUCAUUUUUUUACUAUGGAAAUAUACUAAUUUUUUUUCUGUUGCAGAGAACUCAGAGAGACUACAAUAGGUCUGAAUGUUUGUGACAUUAGGGAUUCCUAUUUGAAAUCUUUCUAGGUUUAUCUUGUGAUUCAUGUUUGUACUCCUAACAGUUCUAACAUUGUGUAGAGUCCUGUGGCACCUUAGAAAGGGUCUUAAGGCACCCCAGAGUACUAUGGCACCCUGGUUGUGAAUCACUGGUUUAGAAACUUCUUUGGGUUAGAAUCAACAUUUAGCCACCCUGUAAUCAGGAUAAUUUCAGUGGUUAAAGUGCAGAUGUGUUCGAAAAGGUAUGAAGUUGACAUCAUGAAAGGCAUGAAAACGCCUUUGUGGAUUUCCAGAUUUAUUGUGUCUAUAACUAAAGGUACACUUUUCUAAUUGGUAGUCCAGCAAUUCAACUUAGGGACUAAAAGCCAUGCUAUUCUUAGCUCACAUGCUGCCAUCCAUUCUAAAAUAUGGCAACCAUAUCUUGGUUAGCUAUAUUGUUUUUAAACUAGGAGCCAGAAUGAAGUCCAGCUCACUUUCACAGAGCUGUGUUGGUUCUGCAAUAAUAUGAGUUUAAAUCAUAGAAAGAUUUUUUUAAUGGUUGUGCCACUGAAUUGACAUAAAAAUCAGAUCUGUUGAGUGGAGAAAGUGGAGAUACCUCCCUUAGAGGUAGGAGCAUUUCCACUCUAAACUUAAAUUUCAAAGAAUACAUACAUACACACUAAAGUGCAAGUCUUUGUGUUCAUGUUUAGAUAUCUGUGUAGUAGUGGAGUCACCAAAGUUGCCUGUAUUGGGCGAUUUCAAUAUUUCUGUUUCUGAUUAAUUGUUGGGGUUUGUUCAAUAUCUCAUGAACUGGCUCAAAUCCUGAACCUUAGCCUUUAGGGAUUCAAGAACUUGGUCAAAAUGUUCUGGCUUGGAUCUGUGUCUAACUACAAUCAACUUGUCAAAUCUUUUAAUGUAUUAUGGUAUGUUACAGUUCAUAUGAAUUAAAUGCUCUCUGUAACAAAAAUUACAGUAUGCCUUGAACUUCCUAGGACUACUGCAUUAGUUUUACCAAACCUCAUGUUUACUGAACCUCAUGCACAUAUUUAGUUCUUUAAUGGAUCAUUCAUGCUCCUUAUAACUUCACUAGGAAUAAGACUGGACUCUUGAGGAGUAUUACUGUAAGUAUUAGCAUACUCAUAUGAUAACAUGAGGCCUAGGCAAUACUGAGUAAUAUCUUUCUCUGUGGGUAGCCCAGUUGAAGACAAGGUUGUAAUUUGUGGAAUAAUGUACUAGUCAGUGUAAGUAAGAGUCUAGCCCGUAUUGAUUAAUACAGGGUACAUCCUAAUAGUAACAUUUAACUUUUUAUGCUGUUUUAAUGCUAUUUCUGGAAGGGCAGAGACAACGUCUCCUGUGUCAAUUUUGUAAAAGUAUCUAAAAUAAGAAGGUUUGUGCUUAAAUAUAUUACCUUAAAUAUAUCUUAAUAAAUUUUUAUGGCCAGCUUAACUGUUUACCCAGUUACAACAUUGUCCUUCAGAAAAUAUUUAAAGUGAAUGAACAUAACAGACAGGUGCUUUGUGUUUCUUGCUGAUUGUUAUUCAAUAUUAACUGAUAGUAGCUAUGCAAUUGCUAUACCUAGGAACUGUGUAAAAACUUGCACUCAUGAAAAUUUCAAUGAAUUCUCACAGUGCUGACUGUUGCAACCAAUUCUCUUGCUAGUGACUGUCUUCCUGCCACCCUGUCAACAAACGUUUGAUUAAGACAAAAAGAAAAAAUGCACAGGUGGAAAUGUCCAAAAGAUUAAGAUCAGUGAACAAGUAACUGUUCAGAAGGCUCAGAGACAUGAUUGAGGCAGUAAUCAGUUAUUGAAAAAGAUAGAUAAUGCAUUUCUAAUUUUAAAAAAUUAAAAUACCCCACCAUGCACUAGUUAUUAUUAGUAGUAAAUAUUUAGAUAAUGUGUAAACUGCAGUAAAAGACCUUUAAGAUUGAUUGCCCCAUCUGAUGCAGCGUUACUGAGUUUCCUGUUGUAACUGCAUUUUGUUUUCAGCUUUCUGGGUAUAUCUUCUCCAUGAAGAUGUUCUUCAUCACUGAUUUAUUCAGACCAGGAUAUCAUUCCUUGCUCCAUUAAUUGAUUUUUGAUAUUUGGUUCUUUUUUCCCUCAAGAGAAGGGUAUUAAAUGCUUUUGGCCCUGCAGGCCGGAUCCAGACUGUGGACAACCUGCAAGUGUCAGCAAUGAUAUUAGUCCCCACAGUUACCAGAGCCACUGUAUUGGCAUAGCUCUAUAACCCAGGAGGUUAACAAAAGCUCCACCCUCUUUUCCCUUUGCCUCUGAUUUUAGUUGCCAACAGUGACUACAACUCCCAAAUUUAGCAGCAAGUUAGGUGGGGUGAGCAGCAGGAGCAUUAACCCCCCUUGGUUCUGAAGGUGUGCUCAUAUAGUGGUUCUGGCAGCUGAACUGACAAGCCCCAUGAGCCAAAUUUGGCCCAUGAAAGUGGAUCAUCCAGUCCAUGAGAGAGCCUAUAGGCUGGAUGACCCACCCCUGUGGGCCUGAUCUGGCUUAUAAGAUGUAUGUUUGGCACCCCUGCCUUAGGAUGGUGGUUUGCAAGCUGUGGCCCAUGGACCACAGGAAGUCUUCAGGGCAAGUGACCCCUGGAGCCCACUGGUCUCUGUCUGCCUUUGUAGCAUUCUCAAUUAAAAGUGUGCUAAUAAGGGAGAAUGGUCAUCCAUAAAAACUGUUGAAGGUUGACAGUGGCCCACUGGCCAAAAAAUGUAGGAACUGUGGCCUUAGGACAUUACCAUAGCUCACAAUAUACUGUCUAUAUGUGAAAAGUCUGUAUGAAAUUGAUGUCAAGAUCAUUCGUUCAUGCUAACACAAGUUCCUUAACUUGGACCACUGUAGAGGCGGUUUGAAUUCAUGGGUGGAAAUCUGUGUUCUUGAUGAUAUAUGCUUCGUGCACCUUACUGAUCUCAGUGCUGUUUCCAAUUGAGUCAUUUAUGGGAGUGUAAGUCAUGGCAGGUUUGGCUUUUUUGGCCUAUGCAAGGUUAAACUCUGUUUUCAGGUACUUCUAUGUACUCCAGAGUAAAUCUAUGGGUCUGCCCCUAAAUCCACUGAAGCUAAUGACAAAUGAUCUACUGACUCUAGGUGGUGGCCUCUGAAUUUAUAUCCAUGCAACUGAGAGCAUCACUUGACCCUUAACUGUGUCUUGCAUUUAAUGAAUAAUAUGCAGUGUGACAGCCAGUUUAUAGGAGGAAGUGUGGCUUGUCUUGUUAUGCGUUAUAUAGCAGAUCAACUUUUUCUAUAGUUGUCAAGUGCUUGAGCCUCAGAAUGGUUUUGUGCGUAGGUGUGGCCUCUGUAUUUUCAGUGGCUAAAACUGAGCUGUUUGUUUAAAGAGAAAAAAAUAUUGCUAGUCACACAACUAUGGCUCAGGUCUUGGGGGCCAAUGUUUUCCUUACCUACCCCUACAAUCUGGCUUCUUAUGGAGUUCCUGUUUCUGUAGCCAUUGAUAGUCAGGUGACAUGGUAAACCGGUUCAGUCAUCCUGACAUCAUUACCCAGAGGCGACCUUCCCAUGAGAAAACUUUCCCAUUCAUUGUUUGUCAAAGCAGAUGUUAAAAUGUGAAGUAGCUCCAAUAUAGAAAACAAAAUAAUCAUACUAGAGGGAAUUUAUCUCUGAAAGAAAAAAAGCUUCCCCCGCUCUGCCAAUAAUGCCUCUGGCUGCUUCUGUGAUACGAAGCUAGAAGUGUAAUACUUUCCACACUGUUCUUUAAUUGGAAGCACAAUAAAUCAUGCCACUUAUUUUGUUUCUCAAGUCAUUGGUUCUACAGGAAAAUCUGGUCGUGCCUGGAAAACAUCCCUUGUGCAGAAAGCACUUUACCAACCCUGGCCUGAGCUUUGUUAACCAAGGUUUCCCAAAGGAAUUUGUUCUAGUUGUCCAAUCACUUGGAGGACUCCAUGACACAUUGAUGGAAUUUUCUUCUGGGAUAUCAUUUGAAACUGAGCAUAGAAACGGCAUCUGGAUAAUGCAGAGAGGGACUCUCCAAUUACCAGUAGAAAACAAUAGGAAAGUUCAGUCUCACUGUAGGCCAGCGGAGGUCUGUCUGCUUGAUUUGGUUCCUGUGCUUUUCCAAUAUACUUAGCAAUUUCAUCACUGUUGCUGCUUGGAGGACAUACACACUUCUACAGCACAGCUAAGAUGAUUGUUCACUGAAAGUUGGGGAGGAGAAUAUGAUUGUUGUGUAAGCAAUAUGCAAGUCCUAGGUUCAACUUGCAUUUUUGUUCAUUACUUAACUAAGGCCUCACAGAAAACAAGAUGCGUUGAUCUUCCUAGAAUAUUUGUUCAUGUGUACAUGUGCAUGUGUACAUUGUAAUGUCUUUAAUGUGUUCUGCAGUACAUGCAUGUUUUUGUGAACCUUUCAGUUGUUUUUAAUUCUAAUAUGUUUAAUAUUUGAACUGAAAUAUAUUUAACAUGCCUUAUGAAAAGAGCAAGCUGUAUAACAUGUAUACAUUGUUUGAAGAAGCAGGCUUUGUUUUAUUGGGAUAUAAUGAAAAAUCUGUUUAAAUGGAUACAGAAAGGAGCAUUUUGUACUUGGAUUUUAUUUGCAAAUGACUGAGGUUUGACUUUGAAUUUAAAACAAAAAUAAAAAAAAUCUUUUAGACUGA
This is a messenger RNA of Alligator mississippiensis (American alligator), 9353 nucleotides long. RefSeq names its product BAALC binder of MAP3K1 and KLF4 (gene BAALC). The transcript is spliced from 3 exons. The coding region runs from base 79 to 501 and encodes 140 amino acids. NCBI's taxonomy places the organism in Eukaryota, Metazoa, Chordata, Crocodylia, Alligatoridae. Gene Ontology annotation, cellular component: cytoplasm. The record is from RefSeq and is a predicted model, not a curated record.